AUGCCUAAAUCUUUCGUUUCUUUCCAAGACUACGAUGAAGCCGAUCACUUUUCAUCCCGCCCUGCAACCACACCGUCCUCCCCCGAAUUCUUGCGCAGGACGAAUACUUCCCUGUCCGCAAACGAACUGAGGGGCCGUUUGCCGCCUUCUCUCGUUAUGACUCCCAGAUCAACAGAGGAGAGUGCCCUGUUGGAGGGAGACUACCCCGUCCGCAAAUACACUGAAAGCAUGCCCGAAUCACCAAAGUCAAGACAGUUGUCGAGGGUGAACAGCACGAGUGACAGUCUACGCAGGCGAAGAUAUUACAGUGCUCGACCCUCGGGACAUGCAAGUCCUGUGUGGAUGCGGAACUCGGGUCUCCGUACGCCAAAGCUAUCCUCAUCCAUGCUGGCGGGCUCAUUGUCCAAAGAUGAUCGACUGUGGUACGAUCAAUUCACCUCAACCGACUGGGUGCACGACAGCAUUGCUGAUGGAUACCGUGUGCUGGACCUGAAAAAGCGGAAAGGCUGGCGAGGCCGCCUAGGGUUGCUUCUUGAUUCAGCUCAGGGUUGGGUUCUCGUUGCUCUGAUCGGGGUGGUUACCGCAGGCUUAGCCUACCUUGUCGAUGUCACAGAGUCGGCAAUUUUCGACAUCAAGCGUGGCUUUUGUCGAGGCGCUUGGUAUCUUGGUCGCACAAAUUGCUGUUCUGGCGAACGCAGCUGUGACAGAUGGAGGACUUGGUCCAAACUCAUCCAUCCGUCCGGCAUGGACGAUGUCUACAUCGACUACGUGGCAUACAUUAUCGGAUCGUUGGUGCUCGCCGCCCUGGCCUGCUUUAUCACUCUCUAUUCUAAGACCGUCGUACCGUCUCAAAUUGCCUCUACUUUUGAUGAGAAUCUCGGCGCCAUCCAGCAGAACGUAAAUGAGGACGAAGCUGACGAGGGCAAGUCAGGUGGAACUCAGCUCCUGACAACACAAGAUCCGCCACCUCCAAACGUCUACUACUCGGCGGCUGGAAGUGGUGUUGCCGAAGUCAAGGUCAUUUUGAGUGGAUUCGUUCUCCAUGGAUACCUUGGCCUUCGGGUUCUGGUUCUGAAGACCAUCGCUCUGAUUUUGAGCGUGGCUUCUGGGAUGAGCUUGGGUAAAGAAGGCCCUUAUGUCCAUAUCGCAACGUGUGUGGGCAAUAUCGCCUGCCGAUUGUUCUCCAAAUACAAUCUCAACGACGGUAAGAGACGGGAGGUCUUAUCCGCAAGCGCUGCUGCUGGGGUCGCCGUCGCUUUUGGUUCACCCCUGGGUGGAGUCCUUUUCAGCCUGGAGGAAGUCAGCUAUUACUUUCCCUCAAAGACUCUAUUCCGAACAUUCUUUUGUUGCAUCGUGGCCGCGUUGUCCCUCAAGUUCCUGAACCCGUACGGGACGAACAAAAUUGUUUUGUUUGAGGUCCGUUACAUCACGGAUUGGCGUUUCUUCGAACUUUUUCUAUUCAUCUUGCUCGGCGUUGCAGGUGGGUUGGCUGGUGCGCUCUUCAUCAAAGCGUCUAGAUUCUGGGCCACCACUUUCCGCCGCAUCAAAAUCAUCAAAACCUUUCCGAUGCUGGAAGUCCUCCUUGUGGCACUAGUUACCGGCCUCGUCAGCUUCUGGAAUCGAUACACCCGACUGGCCGUCACAGAGCUGCUUUUCGAACUGGCGAGCCCAUGUCAGAAGCAUUCGUCAACGGGUCUUUGUCCCAAAACAGAGGACGAGAUACUCAGCGUGAUUGGGUAUCUGAGUUUGGCAUUCGUCAUCAAGGCCAUCCUCACGAUCAUUACCUUUGGAAUCAAGGUGCCUGCGGGCAUCUACGUUCCAUCAAUGGUGGUCGGAGGUCUAAUGGGUCGCAUAGUCGGUCACUGGACCCAGUAUAUCGUUGUCAAAUUUCCGAAUUUCUUCUUGUGGUCGCAUUGUCAGGACGCUGGCAACAUUGAAGCGUGCGUCACACCUGGCGUGUAUGCGUUGGUGGCAGCGGGGGCGACCAUGUGCGGUGUCACACGUCUCUCUGUCACUUUGGCUGUCAUUCUGUUUGAACUAACAGGAAGCCUCGAUCAUGUGCUCCCCUUCUCUUUGGGUGUGCUUUGUGCGAAAUGGACGGCUGACGCUGUCGAGCCCCUCAGCAUAUAUGAUCUUUUGACCGACAUGAAUUCAUAUCCAUUUCUAGACAACAGGAGCACUCCUGUCUUCGACUCGGAACUCGGAGACAUCACACCCCGUUUCCGCAGGGACAAAGUAAUUGACAUCACGAUAUCCCCUCUUGUCAAGGCAAGUGAUUUGCGAGCCAAACUCCGACGCUUGCAAAACCUUGGCGAACUCGACGGCGGGCUGCCUAUCAUCCGAGACAAGAAGUUGGUAGGGUUGAUUCCGGCCCCAGACUUGGAGUUUGCUUUGGAUAGGCUGGAGGACGAGGACAGUGCGUUCUGUUUGCUCUCGAACGAUGACCAUGCGCACAAUACGCAUCGUCGCUACUGGGAAGCAUUUGAGGAGGCGGGGUAUGAUUCUGGACGGGACGAUUCUGACGAUCAAGACUCCCCAGCCACCAAUCCGACUGAUUUGACUCCAUAUAUCGAUCCUGCUCCGGUGGCCCUAGACAUGCAUUCGCCUAUGGACCUUGUGUAUCAAUGUUUUGUCAAACUGGGGCUGAGGUACAUUUGUGUGUUGAAUGAGGGCGAAUACAGGGGGAUGGUGCAUAAGAAGGCGUUUGUGAGGUACAUCAAAACCUUGGAGCACAAAGGAGGUCGUCAUUGA
Messenger RNA from Fonsecaea nubica, 2751 nucleotides. RefSeq lists its product as hypothetical. The transcript has a single exon. The record is from RefSeq and is a predicted model, not a curated record. Gene Ontology annotation, cellular component: Golgi apparatus; early endosome; membrane. Gene Ontology annotation, biological process: transmembrane transport; chloride transport. NCBI's taxonomy places the organism in Eukaryota, Fungi, Ascomycota, Eurotiomycetes, Chaetothyriales, Herpotrichiellaceae. The coding region runs from base 1 to 2751 and encodes 916 amino acids. Gene Ontology annotation, molecular function: voltage-gated chloride channel activity.